AUGACCAUCUGUGCCACAAUUGUUGGUGCAACAGCCUCCCUCCACUCCCAGCAUUCCUUGUGGCUGGCGCUGGUGGAGGGUCCUUGCAGUCCCAUCUGGGCUGCAGCCAAUUAUGCCAACGCACACCCUUGGCAAGAGAUUGACUGGGCCUUUCCUGGGGCUGCAUAUGCCCCCCUAGUGGAUCCCUGGAUUGAGCAGCCCUGCUGUGGGGAUCCUGUGUGUGUGUGUGUGUGUGUGUGUGUGGUGUGUGUGUGUAUGGCCAUGGAGCAGAAGAGCACAGUGAGUUGUGAAGCCACAGGAAAGGGUUACCUCACUGUGCACAUGCCCAACCCACGACCCCUCAGGGUGGACUUCCACUGGGUGCCAGGCUCAGACCCAGGCACCUUGGAUGGCUCCCCAUGGCUGCUGCACCGCUUUUUGGCCCAGCUGGGCGAUUGCAUGUCUUUCCGCUUCGAGCACUACCAGGACAACCUCAGCUGUGUCUGCAAGACCCUCGGGCGCCUGACAGACCCCGCUUGGGCGUGGGCAGCCCCCUACCUUGACGGGGACCUAUCCCUGCCUGAUGAUUAUGAGCUCUUUUGCCAGGACCUUGAGGAGGUUAUUCAAAACCUGAACAGUUUUGCUGAGUACCGUGCUGCAGCCCUGCCCCUUGUCCCCGCCUCAAGCCAGCCACCAGCGGCCCCGCAGCUGCCUGUGGUGAGGCAGUACUUAGCCAGGUUCUCCGAGGCCCUGGCACUCAACAUGGGUGCUACCCUCAGGCCUGUCCCAGACAUUCUGGCCACCCCUGCUGUUUCUAGUUCUGGGAAAAAUCCUCUGCCUGAGCAGCAGCUGGCCAAGGAGAGCAGCCCUGGGCCCACUGAGCCCCCUGCUUGUCCACUUUUGCAGGAUUGUAGCACCAAUCCUGUUCUGGUGGGGCCAGCCUCCUCCCAGCCAACACAGAUGGUCCCCAAACCUGUCCUUGUGCCUUCAGAAUCUGCCAACCCCCCUGCCCAGCAACCAGAUCCAGCUCACCCAGCGGGGCCAGAACCCCAGAAGAUAGGGGAGCCCUGGAUUCUGAACAGGUCCCAGGCAGGUGCAGCAGUGCUCCUCGUGAUGAAGUGGCCUGUGUAG
Eptesicus fuscus (big brown bat) is the source of this 1110-nucleotide messenger RNA. It is a transcript of the gene RTL10, whose product is annotated as retrotransposon Gag like 10. Lineage: Eukaryota; Metazoa; Chordata; Mammalia; Chiroptera; Vespertilionidae. The record is from RefSeq and is a predicted model, not a curated record.